UGCUAUUUACACGAAUUUAUAAACCAACAUCCCGUCUUUCUACUUAUAUUAUAUUUAAUUAUUUAUUGUGGUUGAAUAUCGGUAUUUAGUGUAGACCAUUUUGCCCUGACUAGUCAUCUAAUAUGUCCUAUAAGAUCAACCCUCGUUACUAACUACAACUUGCAAUACCAAUUUGUCACAUAAAAAUAAUAGUAAGCAGUCUUUGGCCAUCAAAUCUAUGGGGAAAAGGCUAGAAGGGAAAGUGGCGGUUAUUACCGGCGGUGCAAGCGGAAUCGGCGAGGCCGCGGCCAAGCUAUUCGCCAAGCACGGCGCCCGAGUUAUUAUCGCCGACAUCCAAGACGAGCGCGGCACCGCCAUCUGCCGGGAGUUCGCCCCUAAUAUCUCCUACGUCCACUAUACACUUAACAACGUCACCGAGGAAUCCGACGUGGCGAGCGCCGUCGAUUUCGCGGUCGCCAAGCACGGGAAACUCGACAUCAUGUACAACAACGCCGGGAUCACCGUCCCGAUGCGGCACGCCUCCGUCCUGGACUCGGAGAAGAGCCACUUCGAGGAGGUGUACGCCGUCAACGUGUUCGGCGCGUUCCUCGGAGCCAAGCACGCGGCGCGCGUGAUGAUCCAGGCGAAGAGCGGGAGCAUCAUCUUCACCUCGAGCGCCUCCGCCCUAACCGCCGUCGAGUUCCCGAUCUCGUACGCCUCCUCCAAGUACGCCGUGAUCGGGCUCACGAAUCAGCUGUGCCUUGAGCUCGGGAAGCACGGGAUCCGCGUCAAUUGCGUCUCCCCAUUCCUGAUCCCCACCCCUAUGCUCGGAGGCGCAAUGGGGGCGGCGGCGGACGAGAAGGCGGCGGCGGAGUGGGUGGCUGCGGCGGCGAAUCUGAAAGGGGCGGUGGCUGAAACGGAUGACGUGGCAGAGGCGGCGGUUUAUCUGGGGAGCGAUGAGUCGAAGUAUGUGAGUGGAAUGAACAUGGUGGUGGAUGGGGGUUACAGUAAGGUUAAUCCAAUGAUCACCAUGGCCAUGAGAGGGGUUCGCUUCUGAGACCGUUUAUACAAAUCAGGAUUCAGAAUAAAUAUUUCCUUCAAUAAAAUUAAAAAGUUCAGAAUAAAUACAACUUAUUUCUGACUGUAAACAUAUCAAUAAUGUUUGA
Molecule: messenger RNA, 1145 nt
Organism: Erythranthe guttata (spotted monkey flower)
Lineage: Eukaryota; Viridiplantae; Streptophyta; Magnoliopsida; Lamiales; Phrymaceae
Source: RefSeq, a predicted model, not a curated record